This is a messenger RNA of Colletotrichum paranaense, 2376 nucleotides long. Its product is annotated as hydantoinase/carbamoylase family amidase. The transcript has 5 exons. Lineage: Eukaryota; Fungi; Ascomycota; Sordariomycetes; Glomerellales; Glomerellaceae. Gene Ontology annotation, molecular function: hydrolase activity, acting on carbon-nitrogen (but not peptide) bonds, in linear amidines. Bases 1 to 2376 code for a protein of 791 amino acids. The record is from RefSeq and is a predicted model, not a curated record.
AUGGACUCACCGCCGACCCAGACCCAGCCCACUCGAAAAGAAAAAGGCAUGAUCAUGUUUCCCUCCCCAGCGAUCCUUUUUGUCUUAGUUUCUCUAGCAUCCGCUCACAGCCGAGUGACAAAUUUCGUAAUCGACGGUGCAUCCUACCAAGGCUUCAACACACGAUCCUCGAACCCCGACAUCCUCGCGGCAUGGAGCACGACAAUUAAGAAUGACGGUUGGAUCAGCACCGAGAGCUACGGUAAAUCUGACAUCGUUUGUCAUAUCAAUGCGACCAACGCUCAGGGCCAUGGACCCAUUGCUGCUGGUGACACCAUUGACUUUCAAUGGCAAGGUUGGCCCGAGUCACAUCACGGCCCAGUCAUCACGUACCUUGCUUUCUGCGGCAUUGACAGAGGGUCCUGCGAGUCCAUCGACAAGAUGAAGUUGAGCUUUUUUGCGAUCGACAAGGUCGGACUGGUUGAUCCGAAUGCCAAUGCCACGAGUUUUGCGACGGCGUGGGGAAUCUGGGCGAGCGACAUCCUUAUCAGCAAUAAUGCGACCUGGGCGGUGCAAAUUCCGCCGAAGAUCCAACCUGGUUACUAUGUGCUUCGACAUGAGAUCAUUGCACUCCAUUUUGCUAGGUAUCCAGGGCAGGGCGCGCAGCACUAUCCCCAGUGUAUCAACAUUGAAGUUACUGGCGGCGGGAGCGACGAACCCGCUGGGACGUCGGCCGUGGAUUUGUAUCAAGCGGCGGAGGAUGGGUUGAUCUAUGACAUCUCCCAAUCGCCCACUGGAACGUACAAGAUCCCGGGGCCGACGAUGUACACUGGCGCAACGGCUUUCGUCUCUCAGACUGGGGUGCUGGUCCGGGGCCAACGCCUUUGCCUAUCGCUCUUCACUCUCCUACUUCAACCCAAUUGCGUCUGCCAUUUGCAAUUCACUGAGACCCAUUGGCUCUCUCGAACAAGUUAUCUCGUUACUCUUGUCUUGAAUCUCGUAACAGCAGUCAUUCUCACCAUGAUUGCCCGCCUGAGGCCAGUAAUCAUGCCCAUUCCCCGCCGGGUGAGGUCACUCUCAACCGCGCGGGGUUCCUUAUCUGGACUCAAGAUCAACACCGACCGCCUUCAAGAGUCAAUUCAUCAUACAUGCCAAUGGGGUGCAGCGCAUCGAUAUGGAAAGGGUGCAACAGAGACAGGCAUGGCCAGACUGGCGCUGUCCGACGACGAUGCUCGCGUGAGAAAAUGGUUCGCCGAUGAGGUGGCAAGCCUUGACUGUGAACUUGCAAUCGAUGAGAUGGGAAACAUGUUUGCGAAACGUCAAGGAGCGCUCAAAUCUUCCGCUCCGAUGACAGCCAUGGGGAGCCAUCUUGAUACCCAACCCCGCGGGGGCAGAUACGACGGCAUUCUGGGCGUUCUAGCCGCCGUAGAGGUGAUGAGAACACUAAAAGACAACAACUUCAAGACGCAAUUCGAUGUUGGCAUCGUCAAUUGGACCAACGAAGAAGGCGCCCGUUUCCCGAGAUCAAUGAUGUCCUCCGGCGUCUGGGCAGGUGAUAUCCCUCGGGAAAAGGCCUGGGACUUGGGCGAUAUCUUCGACCCUUCUGUGACCGUCAAGUCUGAGCUGGAGCGACACGGCUACAUCGGUCCGCUCGCCUGUUCAAGCGACGCAUCAACUGGUUACCCUCUGGGCGCGCACUUUGAGUUGCACAUCGAGCAGGGCCCCAUCCUCGAGGAGAACGGCAGGAAGAUCGGCGUCGUGCAGGGCGCGCAGGCGUAUCGCUGGUUCACCUUCACCAUCACGGGCCGCGACGCACACACGGGCACCACGCCGUUGAAGUCCCGCAGAGACCCGUUGCUCGCGGCGUCCAAGAUGAUUGCUUCCUCCAACGCCAUCGCAAAGGAGCUCGGGGCGCUGGCGUCGACAGGUGUUCUCAAGAUCCCACCCAGCUCGUCGACCAACACCAUCGUCUCGGAGGUUACCUUCACCCUUGAUAUUCGCCACCCCGAAAACGCAGUUGUCGAAGAGGUGCAGAGGCGUUGCAUCGAGUCGUUUGAGAAGAUCGCUGGGGAGGAUGGCCGCGGGGUCGAGGUGCAGUGGACGCUCGAUACCGAUUCGCCCGCGGUCAAGUUUGACAAGGAGUGCAUCCAAGCCGUGGAGAAUGCAGCGAUUGGUCUUUUUGGGCCGGACGGCUGGCUGCCGUUGACCAGCGGCGCGGGGCAUGACAGCGUUUACACGAGCAAGCGGUGCCCGACGACAAUGAUUUUCGUCCCUUGCAAGGACGGUGUGAGCCAUCACCCCGAGGAAUAUUGCAGUCCGGAAGAUUGUGCGAAUGGCACUCAAGCCCUGCUUGAAGCCGUUGUAAGCUACGACCAUCUGAGAGCUAGCAGAAAGUGA